Messenger RNA from Ostertagia ostertagi, 321 nucleotides. The record is from the annotation of a GenBank genome assembly. NCBI's taxonomy places the organism in Eukaryota, Metazoa, Nematoda, Chromadorea, Rhabditida, Trichostrongylidae.
AUGUCGUCCGACUGGAGCAGUUCUUCAGAAGAGGAAGAAGUGAAGAAGGAUGUCAAUAAGAAGGAAGAGAUUCUUGAGUUUGAGGGAACCCGAAUCAACGCUCAUCGACUCGUGCUCGCUUCCUGUUCAGCUUAUUUUAAGGCCAUGUUUACAAAUGAAAUGGCUGAAAGGCGCUUGAAAGAAAUAGAAAUGGUCGACGUGGAGGCCUUGGCGCUUGAUGCUCUCAUUAAUUUCUGCUAUACUGGUAAAAUAAAGAUCAGUGACACCAAUGUGCUGAGUAUUCUUCCAGCCGCUUGCCUGCUUCAGUUGGAUAAAGUCAAG